Molecule: messenger RNA, 543 nt
Organism: Rotaria sp. Silwood2
Lineage: Eukaryota; Metazoa; Rotifera; Eurotatoria; Philodinida; Philodinidae
Source: the annotation of a GenBank genome assembly
AUGACAACUAAUCAUAAACCAUUAUCAAUCAUUGCUAAAUGUGCAUCAUGUUCAAUGAAAACAGAACUAUUUGUUUGUUCACAUUGUGAUAAAGUUAUUUGUCAAAUAUGUGUUGAAAAACAUCAAUUAAAACUUAAUGAAACACUAAAAGAACAAUGGGAUUUAUGUAAAACAAAAUAUUUUAAUUUAUUUCGAUUAUCAGACAACAAUGCUAAACAUAUGGAAAAUAUUGAGAAUGAAGUUGAUCGAAUACGUUUAUUAAUUAAUCAACGAUCUAUGGAUUUAGUUAAUUUAAUUGAGCAUGAGAAAAAUAAUUUAUUAAAUAAAAUAGAAGAGUAUAUGCAAUUAAAUUUAUUUAACGUUAAACACACAGAUCUAAAACAAUUAUUUGAUUCGAUUAAUCAACGACUUAAUGUUAUAUUUAAAGAUCCUAAUGCUUCAUAUAAUAUGGAAGAUUUUCUUUUGGAAAUUGAACAUUUCAAUACGCUGAUGUACAGUCGAGAAACGCAGAUAAAUACAAAUUUACUUAAAGUAUGUUAUUAA